Molecule: messenger RNA, 2361 nt
Organism: Paramormyrops kingsleyae
Lineage: Eukaryota; Metazoa; Chordata; Actinopteri; Osteoglossiformes; Mormyridae
Gene: abcg8
Product: ATP-binding cassette, sub-family G (WHITE), member 8
Biological process (GO): cholesterol efflux; transmembrane transport; cholesterol homeostasis
Cellular component (GO): signaling receptor complex; plasma membrane
Molecular function (GO): ATP binding; cholesterol transfer activity; ATP hydrolysis activity
Source: RefSeq, a predicted model, not a curated record
UCUGCACCCUGGGGAAGUGGGGAGACCAGAGCAGUGGCAGGAGAUCACAGAGCACGAGGACUGUGCGGAUAGGUGACCCCGGCGACCCCAGACAGUCGGCGCGCAGCGAUGGCGACCGAGAGCAGCCUCGAAUUAGGAAGGGACCCCGUCCACACAAGACCCGCUCAGCAGAACCCACAGGAUCAGCUGUUUUCGUCCGCGGAGGAAGACAGCAGCCUGUACUUCACCUAUGGAGGGCGCCGUAAUGAGCUCGAGGUCAGGAACCUGCACUAUGAGGUGGACACGGCAGCACAGAUACCGUGGUACGAGAAGCUGUCUGAGUUCAAGAUGCCCUGGGAGAUGCAGUGCAGCAAGCAGAUGGCCAUCGAGGGCCUCAACCUCCGUGUCCACAGCGGCCAAAUGCUGGCCGUCAUCGGCAGCUCAGGCUGUGGGAAAACCUCGCUGCUGGACAUUGUCACAUGCCGGGAUCAGGGCGGCACCGUGAAGUCAGGCCAGGUGCUGGUCAACGGGCGGCCCAGCACCCCCCAGCUGGUGCAGAAGAGCAUCGCCCACGUGCGGCAGGACGACCGCCUGCUGCCCCACCUCACCGUGCGCGAGACGCUGGCCUUCGUGGCCAAGCUGCGGCUGCCCACGCACUUCACCCAGGCCCAGCGAGACCAGCGGGUGGACGACGUGAUCGCGGAGUUGCGUCUGCGGCAGUGCUCCAACACCAGGGUCGGCAACGAGUACGUGCGAGGCGUGUCCGGAGGAGAGAGGCGGCGGGUCAGCAUUGCCGUGCAGCUGCUGUGGAACCCAGGCAUCCUUAUCCUGGAUGAGCCCACCUCAGGUCUGGACAGCUUCACAGCACACAACCUGGUGAUCACUCUGUCACGUCUGGCCCGGGGGAACCGGCUGGUGCUGCUCUCGGUCCACCAGCCACGCUCGGACAUCUUCCAGCUCUUCGACCUGGUGGUGCUGCUCUCCUCCGGCUCAGCGGUGUAUUUUGGCCCUGCCCGUGACAUGGUGCCCUACUUCACCACCCUGGGCCACCCCUGCCCCCGCUACUGCAACCCCUCCGACUUCUACGUGGACCUGAUCAGUAUUGACCGGCGUAGCCCAGAGCGCGAGGUGGAGUGUCUGGAGCGGGCUAGGGUGCUGGCUGCCCAAUUUGUGGAGAAGGUGAAGGGGACUACAGACUUUAUGUGGAAGGGUGAGGAGGCCAGUGCUGCCAUCGAGCCCCCCAGCAGCAAGCUCUCCUCGACACCCCAGGAGCAGGUGAUCGCCGUGUCCAAUCAGAAGGACCGCCUGCCCGGCCACUGGCAUCAGUUCACCACCCUGUUGAGGAGGCAGGUAUACAAUGACUUCCGGGACCUGGUCACCCUGCUGGUGCAUGGGCUGGAGGCCCUUCUGAUGUCCCUGCUCAUUGGCUUUUUGUACUUCGGAGCGGGAGAGUCACGCCUGUCUGUGCAGGACACUGUGGCCCUCCUUUACAUGAUGGGGGCGCUAACUCCCUUUGCGGUGGUGCUGGACGUCAUCGCCAAGUGUCACUCCGAAAGAGCGAUGCUGUACCACGAGCUUGAAGAUGGAAUGUACUCAGUUACAUCAUACUUCUUUGCCAAGGUCUUGGGGGAGCUUCCUGAGCACUGUGUCUUCACGCUGGUGUACGGAGUACCCAUCUACUGGCUGGCGGGUCUGAACGGGGCGCCGGACCGCUUCCUGCUGAACUUCCUGCUCACCUGGCUGGUGGUGUACUGCAGCCGCUCCAUGGCGCUCUUCGUGGCGGCGGCCCUGCCCACGCUGCAGACCUCGGCCUUCAUGGGCAAUUCGCUCUUCACCGUCUUCUACCUCACGGGCGGCUUCGUCAUCAGCCUGGGCAACAUGUGGCUGGUGGCCUCUUGGUUCUCCUACAUCUCCUUCAUGCGCUGGGGGUUUGAGGGAAUGCUGCAGGUCCAGUUUCGAGGACUCAAGUACCCAAUCACCAUGGGAAAUUACACCUUAAACAUCGAUGGGAUAUUAGUGGUAGAAGCCAUGGAAAUGAAUCAGUACCCUCUGUACUCGUGCUACCUCGUACUCAUAGCGGUUUGCAUCGUCUUCAUGUUGCUCUACUACCUGUCUCUGAAGUUCAUCAAACAGAAGUCCAGCCAGGAUUGGUGAAGAUCAUUGUGUUCUGGGGUCCGAUUCCCCAAUUCGAUCAUUAGGCCUACCAUCUGCAGAACCACAGCCUGCCACUGGAGGGCAGCAAAGCACUGCAGUUUCAGCCCCGCAGAAAAAAGACACAAAUGAGUUUUUUUUGACAAAUGUUUUGUCCAGUUUACAUCUGCAAGCAACUUGUGGUCUCCUUUUCAAAGCUUGAUUUUAUAUUAUUUGCAAAGAUUAUAAACA